Cladocopium goreaui is the source of this 2994-nucleotide messenger RNA. Lineage: Eukaryota; Dinophyceae; Suessiales; Symbiodiniaceae. The record is from the annotation of a GenBank genome assembly.
AUGCCGCCGAAGAAAGGUUCUGAGAAGGAAACUCUUCCGGAUGGCGUUCCUGCGAAUUGGAGUGCUUGGCGACUGUCACGAGAUGAACAGGACCGCAGGGAGUCAAGUAGCAUAGACGAAAAGAUUGAGAAGGACGUGGCCGAGUUUGCGAAGAAAUUGGUGGACGAUGGAGCCAAAGAAGACGAGGCAGAGACCCAGGUCAAGGUCAACGAUUACAAGGCUAAACUCACCAAAGAUGCGAAGCAAAAUAAAGCCAAACUUUCGAAUGCAAACAAGCAGAAAUCCGAUUCUGCUGUGGCGGUCACACCCUCAGCCUCAGCUUCGAGUGCCGCAAAACCGGCUGCGGCGUCAACGACUAUGCAUUCAAGCAAGUUGGGCUACUUUGAGCAAGUGCAGGAAGAUGUUCGUUUGGUGUUGAAGCAUUUGGGCAAAGACUUCGCCACAUUUCCAGCCCUCAGCAUCGCAAAGAAGAAUAGCAAGGAUGAAGGAGGAGUGCAAGAGCCGUGGUCAGCCCAAAUGGCAGAAAGGGCACUUGGAAACCAAAACCUUUACAUUGCAGCUGGGAAUUUAUUUUGGCUAGAUUUUUUGAAAAGUCAAGCUCCAGGGGUGCCAUUGCGAAGGCAGGCUGUGCAGCAACUCGGAGAGUUUUUGUGGCCGGCAAGCCAGGUGAAACCAGCUUUUUUGGUGAAGCUCCUCGAAGAGGAGGCACCCAAAGGCAAUAUGCCAACAACGCCGUCAGGGUUGUCCAUGCUGAGUCCGGAAGGCUACGCCCACGCUGCUUUGUAUGCAGCAGCUAGAGACCUUCCAAAGCACAAAGGUGAAUGGGCAAUUGUGCUACGAUCUGUCCCUUUGGCAUUCGUGGUUUUACCCGAUGCUCAAAAUGACACGUGGGUAUAUGCCUGGAAUGCCCGCAACAUUAUCACUAAGGAAUUCGAAAGCCUUAGCCGAACAGCAUUUCAGCUUAGCACAGAAAUAGCUUUGAUGAAGAAGCGGCUUGAAAAAGAUGCAGAAAGAACGAUGAGUCCUUCAGAGGUUGUUCAGCACCUGAAAUUACAAGGUUUGAAAAAAGCUUCUUGCGAUGACGAGCUGACCGGCAACUUUGUGAGCAGCGCAUGCACGAUUCACGCGAAGUUUUCCACUCCCCUGCUGAUUGAUCCAAUACUUUCUCUCGAAGAGACCUAUGGUGCAAAGAGCUGUCUGAACAGCAUGACGAAGUUGCACAUUUUGGCAACAAAGCCCCUCCCAGCAUGUCGGGAGUUUGUGGUGCAAGGCUUGUUUGACUGGGUCUCGCGAGGCCUCAUCCCAAACGAAGAGGUCACAAAAUCCACAGUCCUUGGCACGUCCAAUGCGUGCGGUUUGGUUCAACUCUUCCAACUCAAGAAGCAAUGUCUGGAUUUUUGGUGCUCCAGCAUGAUGGCCCGAGCCAAGAUCGUUGAGGCUGACAGAGAAAUUCUUCAGAGAGUUUUGUCCAACCACGAAUCCUACCGCAAGGAAAUGCUUGGAGAAGCAGUGGCAUGGCAAGGACUUUUGACAAGAAGCUCUUUGGAUUGCCUGCAAUUCAUGGAGGCAGGGCUAGACGCGACAGAGCAUGAGCAGAUCAAAGAGGAGUGGGACAAGGUGGUGGCCUGCCGUGCCGUGAAAGACAAAAUGGAGACAGAGAACCCUGAAGGAGAGGAGGCUGACAGCGCCAUCAGCCAGAUGCGCCGGCCUGCAACUGAGUUUGUCGAGAACAGUCAGGAAUAUUGGAAUAGCCUGGCGAAUUCGACCGUGAGACGAUACAUUUCGCUUGUGGUCUUACCCAGCAGCCAAGGUCAAAUCAUUCGGACUUUACAGCAAAGUGCAUUGAAGGAAAUCAUCAUCACCGAAGGGCAAAAAUCCUGCUUGGUUUGGUUUGACAUGGACCUCAUGGGCGAGACCCCAGGAUUGAAUGCGCAAGUGGGAUUGAGACGCUUUCCUGAAGUCAAGGGAGACGGUGACUUCAAAAAUUUGCUGCAGUCUGUCAUGCUGGCCAGAGGGGCCCAGGUGAAGAGCGAUGCAGGCGAGGUCACAGUGCCAGGCAAUGGAGAAAUCAUCGCGGUGCGCACUGCCGAAAGAGGAUUGCUGCAGGCAGAAGUGCGGAAGGUCUUCCGCCUCAAGGCUGCCAGACACGAAGGCACUGACUGUGACGAGAAAUGCAUCAACGUCAUCUUCAGCGAAGAGACGGUUCGUUCCAGGAAGAAACGCGUCCGUGGAAGCGAAGCUUACACCACGUUGACAAGUAUCCAGGCAUUUAGUGCUGCUCAACUAGUGCCUGGAGUGGUUCCGGAGAAAAAGAGGAUGCACUACCCAGGAUGGAACAACGGAAACGUCGUGGGGUGGGUCGACGCUCUCCCGGCCACUGCGCUAUGGGAGUCCACCCGGGAAGUCAAGGAGAAGAUCUUGGGAAACCAAACCAUGAAGCUGAGCACGGCAGAAGCAGCCGGUUUCUGUGAACAGAAUGCCAUUUUGCAGAACAAACAGCGCGUUGAGAGCGUUUUUUCCGCUGCACGCUUGCCAGCAAAGUUUCAUCAAGACCUUCUUCAUUCCUUUUCAGCGGCAGCUGUCAUCGAUCUCACACCCGGCCAAGGGCACAUGUUGGAAGCGUGCCUGGAUUCACGCACGCCUGUGGUUGGGUUUGGGUUAACAGAGACCCAUUGCACCAUGUUGGAAGAAAGGCUGACGCGGUAUGUCCUAGAAAAGUUCAAAGAAAACGGUCACACCAUGUACCGCGAAGAUGCUGCCAAAGCACUUGGCGCAAAUGCAAGCUCUGGCACUGACCACAAUGCCACAGAUGCUGAGCCGAAACCCAAGGCCAAACCAAAGCCUGGGCCUAAGCGAAAGAAGAACAAGGACGGCAGCGAUGCAGAAGAAGAAGAAGAGGUUUCCGAGGAAUCGCAGCCGAAACCGCCCAAGAAGAAAAAGAACAAAAAGCCAAAAAAAAAGGAAGAAGAAUCUUCUGAGGACGGGUCUUGGUGA